Molecule: messenger RNA, 3306 nt
Organism: Paramuricea clavata
Lineage: Eukaryota; Metazoa; Cnidaria; Anthozoa; Malacalcyonacea; Plexauridae
Source: the annotation of a GenBank genome assembly
AUGAUGAAUGAGCCAAUAAUGAUUGGAGAUAUGGUAGAAAAGGAAUCUGAAACAAUGGUGCUUUUUCUUCAGCUGUGGAACAUUGUCCAAAUUUGUACUGCUCCAGCAAUAAGAAAAGAGGAUGUGCCCUAUUUGAAGAUUCUCAUUGAGGAGCACCAUAAACUUUUCAAAGAGGUUUAUCCAUUAGCUUCAAUCAUACCAAAGUUGUAUUAUUUGGUCCAUGUCCCUGAUGACAUUGUUAGCUGGUACUUAAGCACACGUAAUACAUUGUAAUUACACAUCAAAGUACAUGUUUAUAAAACCCAUUAAGUCACGUUGCACCCUAAUAGACCCGGUUUUGCUAGUCAAGGGGAGAGCACUAGUUUUAGUGGGUUAAUCUGCCCAUGUGCCUAGUUACAGGAACCAAUUGAGUUGUAUUGACCCCAUCCCCAAUGCACCUUAUUUUAGCAUUUUACUCUGUCAUUACCAAACAAUUUCACUUGUACAGGGGAGAAUCGUGGCACUCAAUGAGUUAAGUAAACAAAGCCAGCUGUAGCCUAGCUGCAUGGCAUUUACAAUGGUUGAUUGCAUAACACUCAAAUAUUUCUUAAUUAUUUUUAUGGAUUUGGUCCACCCAGAAACUACUAGUCAAUGAGAUUCGAAGCAAAGCAUUCUUUCUUUAAACGUGCUCUUACAAAAAAUUUCAAGAAUGUUUGUAAAUCAUUAGCAUUCUGCCACCAAAGGUGUAUAAUCAAUGUAAUUCAGCAUUACGAUUGUAUUCAAAGUGAUUGAUGCUCAGGUAUAUUCUACUUUGGCCGGGUAAAAGUGUGAACGUGCUAUAUUUGGCUUUGCACAAUAAUGGGUAACUACUGAACCAGUUCAGCUGUAAUAAACUCUGUCUGUCACAUUCCUCACAAUAUUACUCAUCUAGGAGGUGGGGUAGACUGUAAAGCUGAACUCUGACAGAAAACAAUGGUCACAUUGGUAUAAAUAUUUAAUGUAGCAAUCAGCCCAAGGCAUAGAUGUACUAUAUAGUACAAUUAUAAAUAUUGAUUUUUUUAUCAAUUGAUAGAUUUUUCUGCUGGAACCUGUUGAAGUCACCAGGGCAAAUAUUCACCAAUCAUCUUUAUGAGGGGGAUGCAAUCCCUUCAGGCAAGUUUAUUAAAAUUUUAAACUUUCCUGUUAUUAUCUAUACAGUACAGUACCGGUAAAAGUACAGUUUAAGCACAUAUACACUUGCAAUACAGUACGGUAAACAAAACAUUUCAAGCCACCAAUUACUGUUUACUCUUGCAUAUUUGGCACACCAUUAAAUCUGCAUGCAAUGACCCACAGACUUUUUAGUAAAAUUAUUUCUAUAAUUGUAUGCAAUAAAUUUUUCUUAAUUUUACACUUCUUAGGAAAUCACAAUGUAGAUCUCAAGCAAUAUCCAUUACUAAAUAUGCUUCAAGAAGCAGCUAACUUGCCAGAGACAGAAGCACCAAUAAUUGGAAGCAGGUAUCAAUUUAUAAAUUCUAUAAUAUCUUUUACAGUAGGCAGGCCUUACCCUAAGAAAAUUUUGCAGGAGCAGUUAAUCGCGCACGCAAAAUAUGUUGCCCGCCCUACUGUGAAAAUAUUUUGUGAGGCCCCCCUCAUAUCUAGAAAUGACACAAUUUGCAAAUAAUCUUGUUGAUUUACAAAUUAAAACACUAAUUGCCUACUAUGUUAAUAUCCUUGUUGAAGAUGUACAUGCAUUAGGCAAUAAAUCUAGCAUUUACAUACUUACUUUGUGUAUAAUGAAAUAAUUAAACAUAUUUGCACUUAGAUUUAAACCUAUAAGAAGGAAUAUGCCUGAUGGACCCUAUUUUAUUAUCUCACUCUGCCAAUGCCAGGAGAUUUUACUUGUCAAGGGGAGAGUGCCGCCACUCAAUGGGUUAAAUACAUUGUUGUGCCUUUUAUUUUUAUUCACUAGUGUAAAAUCUGUCUCAAUUCAUGGGGUGGAGUACAGACUCGGAUGUGUCUUAAGGCUACAAGAGAUGGAUGAGUUUGGUGCAAGAGACUACCCUGAAUAUGGUGUUUUGAACGAAGUAACUGUAUGGAAUGACGCCAAAUAUUUUGUUAUCACUGUCUUCAGGGCCUUUUUUAAGGAUUUUCCCGUGGGGGGGGGGCAUUUUUUUUUGAAAAGGGACCUUUCUGUGAGAUAAUAUAUUAGAGGGGCGAUACCAAUGGCUGAAGGCCACAUGUAUGACCAAUAUACCACGCAUGAAUGGGGGGUCUGGAGGUGUACUCCCCCAGAAAAUGUUUGAAAUUUGAAUCCCGGAAAUGUCAUUUCCUGAAUUCUGAGCAUCCAAAUCUGCUCCAAAAUUUAUGCUAACUAUACUUGUGUUUGAAAUAAAUAAAGGAAAAAACGCACAAAAAGUAAAAAAAAAAUUAACUUUCAUUUAUCAUUACUUAUUAGAGGAGGAUAGCAAUGGCCACGUGUGUGGGGGUGUUCUCCCCCAGAAAAGUUUGGAAAUUUGAAGCACGGAAAUGCCAUUUCCUGCAUUUUGAGCAUCCAAAUUUACUCUAAAAUUUAGGCUAACUAUACCUGUAUUUGAAAUAAAAGAAGGAAAAAUGCACAAAAAGUAAAAAAAAGAAAAUUAACCGUAAUUUAUCAUUACUUAUUAGAGGGAGAUAGGAAUGGCUAAGGGCCACGUGUGUGGGGCAUAUUCCCCAGAAAAUGUUUGACAUUUGAAACCCGGAAAUGCCAUUUCCUGCAUUCUGAACAUCCAAAAAAUAAAAAAAUUAUUUACAAUAAUUUAUCAUUACUUAGUGGUAGAAAAACGUAACAAUUUAAAUCGAUUUUGUUAAACAAGGACAAAGGAUAAAGCCUAAAACUUACUUUCCGUUUAUCUAUUUGUCGCUGGUUUGUUUGUAUAAUUUUAGGGCAAAAUGUGAUUUCGUGGGGGGAUGGGGGCACAACGGGGGAUUGGGGGGCAUUUGCCCCCCCCCCCAGCUUGUAUGUUAAAAAAGGCCCUGGCUGUCCUACAAACAGUAUUAUUUUGGAAUCACUAUAUGGGUUAUGAAGUGCAACCAACAGAUGAGAAAAGAGUGUUUGUACCAAAUGAGCUUGCAUGGCAUGGGGUUUUAAAUCUCAUAAAAAAGAAGGAAAAGCCUUUGUUGUCGAAAAGAAUUCUGCCAACAUCGAGGAACGAUUGUAAUCUUGGAACCAGUGCACGAUUUCAAUGACAAUUAAGACGGCCUGCUCAAAUGAUUUUGAAAGAUUACAUGGAGAGUUUCAUGGGUUACCAUGCAUGUGCAUGUAAUAAAUUUUUGUUGUUUGUUGUACAGGCUGGUCAGGAUAAUUAG